AUGCCGGCUCUGCUAUUGCAUGUGACUGACAAGUCCUCCUCCUCAUCCCCUUGUCUGACAACAGAGCCAGCUGAUGUGGAACAUGCCUUCCCUCUCCUUUUGUAUCGCAGUCGCACUCUUGCGUUCGCAGGAAAAUCUCGCAGCUCUGGAUUAUUUCCCGAUGCAACGACUGGAACGAAGCUUCCCUUGACCAGACUGCAGGUUCUGGCCGUGUUGCUAUGGGUUACCACCCCACGCAGAGUGAAUGCGAUCUCCCCGGGAUGGGUGGACACGACGUUCCCCUUCACUGCUGCCUGCAGCGGUAAACUGGAACAGCACACUGAGAGGAGAGGGGUGAUCUACAGUCCAGCCUGGCCCCUGAACUACCCCUCUACCAUGAACUGCAGCUGGUACAUCCAGGGAGAUCACGGGGACGUCAUCACAAUAAGCUUCAAGAAUUUCGACCUUCAGGACUCUCACAAGUGCUCCGUGGACUGGCUCCUGAUUGGCCCGUCUUCGAAACGGGAGGAGUACAAAGUGUGCGGCUCCACCAUGCCUCCGCCCUUCACCUCCUCCCGGGACCACGUCUGGAUCUUCUUCCACUCGGACGCCUCCAGCUCCGGCCAGUCUCAGGGGUUCCGGCUGUCCUACAUCCGGGGUAAAAUGGGACAAAGUUCCUGUCCGGCGGAUGAAUUUCUCUGCGGAAACGGGAAAUGCAUUCCGAGCACCUGGAAGUGUAACGCCAUGGACGAGUGCGGGGAUAACUCGGACGAACGCAACUGCACGCCGCCAUCCACGGAGAUCCGCACCAGCCUCUGCCCCCCGGGGACCUUCCCUUGUAACGCGGCGCACUCCACGCAGUGCAUGUCCAAUGAGCUGCGCUGCAACUCCGUGAAGGACUGCCUCAGCGGGGCCGACGAGGACAACUGCCCAGAGCUGUCGUGCGGCGGGAAGCUCAGCAAUUUCUACGGCUCCUUCGCCUCGCCGGACUUCUUCCGGGCCGACCGCGGGCGCUCGGAGCUGCAGUGCGCGUGGUACGUGGACACGGAGGACAACCGCCACGUCAUCCUGCAAAUGGACCUGCAGCUGGGGUACAGCGACUUCGUGAGGGUGUACGAGGGCAUCGGCGAGAGGAGCGACAAACUCCUCCAAACCCUCUCCUUCCGAAACAACCGCCACACGGUCAGCGCCGAGUCCGCCAACGGCCAGCUCACGCUGACGUACCACGCGCGCUCGAAGAGCAUGGGCCACGGGUUCAACGCCACCUACCAAGUCAAGGGCUACUGCCUCCCCUGGGAGCACCCGUGCGGAAUGGACGACGUGUGCUACUCGGACAGCCAGAACUGCGACGGGUGGUGGCACUGCCCCAACGGCAAGGACGAGGAGAGCUGCCCGGCCUGCCAAAGCACCGAGUUCCCCUGCGAGGGGGGGAGCGGCUUGUGCUACUCCUACCUGGACCGCUGCAAUAACCAAAAAAACUGCCCGGACGGCUCGGACGAGAAAAACUGCUUCACGUGCCAGCCGGGCAACUUCCACUGCGGCACCAACCUGUGCAUCUUCGAGACCUGGCGCUGCGAUGGGCAAGAGGAUUGCCAGGACGGAAGCGACGAGCAGAACUGCCUGGUCAUCGUGCCGAGGAAGGUCAUCACGGCGGCGCUGAUCGGCAGCCUGGUGUGCGGCCUGCUGCUGGUGGUCGCCUUGGGGUGCGCGUUCAAGCUCUACUCGCUGAGAAGCCGGGAAUACAGGGCUUUCGAAACUCAGAUGACCCGCUUGGAGGCGGAGUUUGUCAGACGUGAGGCUCCUCCUUCUUAUGGGCAACUUAUUGCUCAGGGGCUUAUCCCGCCUGUGGAGGACUUUCCAGCUUUCAGCGACUCCCAAGUUUCCAUGUUGCAGAACAUCCGCACGGCGAUGAGGCGUCAGAUGAGGCGUCACUCGUCCCGUAGGGCGUCC
Molecule: messenger RNA, 1929 nt
Organism: Nanorana parkeri
Lineage: Eukaryota; Metazoa; Chordata; Amphibia; Anura; Dicroglossidae
Gene: LRP3
Product: LDL receptor related protein 3
Exons: 7
Cellular component (GO): plasma membrane
Molecular function (GO): protein binding
Source: RefSeq, a predicted model, not a curated record